Molecule: messenger RNA, 3838 nt
Organism: Peromyscus eremicus (cactus mouse)
Lineage: Eukaryota; Metazoa; Chordata; Mammalia; Rodentia; Cricetidae
Gene: Gns
Product: glucosamine (N-acetyl)-6-sulfatase
Exons: 14
Coding region: 16-1671 (551 amino acids)
Biological process (GO): glycosaminoglycan metabolic process
Molecular function (GO): glycosaminoglycan binding; N-acetylglucosamine-6-sulfatase activity
Source: RefSeq, a predicted model, not a curated record
CGGAGCGCCGCGGCCAUGCGGCUGGUGUGCGCAGCCUGGCCCGGGCCGGGCGGCUCGCCCGCGCUGCUGCCGCUGCUGCUGCUGCUGCUGCCGCCGCCGCUGCUGCUGCUGAGCUCCUGCCCGGGGCUCGUCGGGGCGGCUCGCAGGCCCAACGUGCUGCUGCUGCUCACCGACGACCAAGACGCGGAGCUCGGCGGCAUGACACCGCUGAAGAAAACCAAGGCCCUCAUUGGAGAGAAGGGGAUGACUUUCUCUAGUGCCUACGUGCCCAGCGCGCUCUGCUGCCCCAGCAGAGCCAGCAUCCUGACGGGAAAGUACCCGCACAAUCACCACGUGGUGAACAACACUCUGGAAGGCAACUGUAGCAGCAGGUCCUGGCAGAAGAUCCAAGAGCCGAGCACCUUCCCCGCCAUCCUGAGGUCGGCGUGCGGCUAUCAGACCUUCUUUGCUGGGAAGUAUCUAAAUGAGUACGGAGCCCCAGACGCAGGUGGACUGGAGCACGUCCCUCUGGGCUGGAGUUACUGGUAUGCCUUGGAGAAGAACUCUAAGUACUAUAACUACACCCUCUCUAUCAACGGGAGGGCUCGGAAGCAUGGGGAGAACUACAGUGUGGACUACCUGACGGAUGUUCUGGCCAACCUCUCCCUGGACUUCCUGGACUACAAGUCCAACUCGGAGCCAUUCUUCAUGAUGAUAUCCACUCCAGCGCCCCACUCACCGUGGACAGCCGCACCUCAGUACCAGAAGGCUUUCCAGAACGUCUUCGCACCAAGAAGCAAGAACUUCAACAUCCACGGCACGAACAAGCACUGGCUCAUUAGGCAGGCCAAGACUCCAAUGACGAACUCUUCAAUCCAGUUCCUAGAUGACGCUUUCAGAAGGAGGUGGCAGACUCUGCUCUCGGUUGACGACCUUGUGGAGAAGCUGGUAAAGAGAUUAGACGUCACUGGUGAGCUGGACAACACGUACAUCUUCUAUACCUCAGACAACGGCUACCAUACAGGGCAGUUCUCUUUGCCAAUAGACAAAAGACAGCUGUACGAGUUUGACAUCAAAGUGCCACUGUUGGUUCGAGGGCCUGGCAUCAGACCGAACCAGACAAGCAAGAUGCUGGUCUCGAAUAUUGACUUGGGCCCCACGAUCCUGGACCUUGCUGGCUAUGACCUGAAUAAGACACAGAUGGAUGGGGUGUCCUUACUGCCCAUUCUGAAAGGAGCCAGUAACGUAACCUGGAGGUCAGACGUCCUGGUGGAAUAUCAAGGAGAAGGCCGGAACGUCACUGACCCGACCUGUCCUUCCCUGAGUCCUGGAGUGUCUCAAUGUUUCCCAGACUGCGUGUGUGAGGACGCUUACAACAAUACCUAUGCCUGUGUGCGGACGCUCUCGUCCCUCUGGAACCUACAGUACUGCGAGUUUGAUGACCAGGAGGUGUUCGUAGAAGUCUAUAAUAUAACUGCAGAUCCAGACCAGAUCACCAACAUUGCUAAAAGUAUAGACCCAGAGCUUUUGGGAAAGAUGAAUUACCGCCUGAUGAUGCUCCAGUCCUGUUCGGGGCCAACCUGCCGCACUCCAGGAGUCUUUGACCCUGGGUACAGGUUUGACCUGCGUCUCAUGUUCAGCAAUCACGGCGGCAGCGUCAGAACAAGAAGAUUCUCAAAGCAUCCUCUGUAGUGACGGUGCCCAGCCUCUGCAGUUGGAUCCUCGCACACCCCUUUCUCAUGAAGUGGUUGGUAGUAGGAGCCCAUGCCUGGAAGAGCUCUCGCCUGGCUGUUUAGAGUCCUGUUGGAAAAAUCACCCGGUCAGCUGACUUCCAGUACUGUGAAUCCACCCCUGUGUCAGAAGUGGCUGAUCCUGUCUCUUCCUCAGAUGACAACCAACACUCCUGAGGUCUUCGUCCUCUCCAUGUCCCUUCAUCUUGGGUGGGCGCAGUGUGUGAUGAUCUCCCACAUGGUCAAGUCUAAAUCCGUAAAACUGUUCAGGUCAAUGGCAGUACUUGAGGGCAGAAAGAAAAGGCCUUUUGGUCUGUAGCUCAGCCCCACAUCAAAAGUCCUGUAUAGCAUUUCCGCCCCUCACUGUCAAAAACACACACAGCCCUGAAAAGAACUGUUUGUGGAGAUGUAGAGAAAAGAUGCUUCUAACUUCCAUCACAGUGUGGUAAACAUGCAGCUUGUCACCCAAGCUCUGUCCUAUUUUGCUGGGAUCCUGGGCUGUGCUGAUGCAGCAGCAGGCUGUGGGGGGUCAAGGUGAAUCCCCGGGAGCUCUGGAAGUCAUCGGCUCUUCAGUGGCCCCAGCGGCCGUGAGUGCUGGGAGGCACUGGGGAGAGGCAUGCCGGGGGGAGGGCUGCACAGAAGUGCCUGUCGGGAGGGACCUCAAGUGUGGCUGCUGCCACUUGAGAUGACAGUCACUGUCAAGGUGACUGGCUGCAGUUAGCUGCCAUUCUCAUUUAAAAGGUGAUAGUGUCUCCCGGUUGGUGUGAAGGACCAGCAACUUCAUCCCCCCCCUCCCCCUCCCUGUCACGAAAGCUCUUGAGUUUCCAGUCGGUAUUCCCCUGCCCAGGGUUCCUCGCUGCCCAGAACGACAUCGUCCUGUCCCUUCACUGAAAGACCAAGUCCACUCUGACAUUUCCCGGAAGGGCCGCGUGCUGUUAGGACAGCAGAGGAGGAGGGAGAGCCGGGUUAACCUGUUCAGCUUAGGCACUGAGUGACCCGAGCUUCACACGGCCUCUGUCCGGCUUUAAACACUGCAACCCACGGCUAGACGCCACUUGGGGAUGCCAGAGGCCAUGUUGGGGUAAUAGCCAUGGAGUUGAUUCCUUUACCUCAUGUGACCCCAGCAACUGCGGUGACACUGAGAAUCUGGCCAUGGAGGGAAAACGUUUUUAAGUUACAGAACUGAAUAUGGGUACUGGCUCCAUUCACUCGCCUGGGAUUCUAAACACCAUCAGUCUACACUAGUGAAAGUUGACCAUAGCUGUCCCCAAAUAAAAAGUAACCAGCUCUUACCAGGCCGUGGACUGUGAUGUCAUAUUCUUCAGUUUUGUGGCUGGCUCCUGAAAGUAAGCAAAGCCAGAAUUGACCGGUCAGCUGCCACGAGGGUUUCUACCUCGCUGUCCGUACAGUCAGGGGACGCAGUCGGGUGGUGGGACAGUUAUGGUGCCAUUCCUGCCAACACCGGAGUGGACCUCAGUUUAUCCUGACAGAGUGCAGCGUGCACGGCUUCCCACCUACAAGGGACGCACGGCAAGAGCCCUGCAAUCUGUACUCAUGUGAAUUUUGAUGUCUCCUUUGAAGGCUGGGGCCGUGUCCGCUGGUGCUUUUCAAAAUAGAGAACCAUAAAACCAAAAUGGAAUGCAGGGACUUUGCCUUAGAAGAUUUCCUGUUUCAGAACUGUCCCUCAGACACAAUUUCAAAGUCGGGUACAUGUUUAGAGUGUCUUUGGGCUUAACAAAAGGUACUGUUGCAACACCUUUGGAAUUGUCAGCGCUAGGGUUUUUGUACGAAAUAGUAAGGGUAGCUGUGGAAGUUACACCUUAACCUGUGAGAAACAUUCAGAAGUACCUGCAGACAACGUUUUUUCUUUAAUGAAAGGUGGUGGGCCAGACUCCUCAAGAGAAAGCACAGGGGGUACCCAGCCGAACAGCACUGGGGUCACUGGUACGCUGCCGUUCUUCAGCUCGCCAGCACCUUCUGCUCAAUGGACUGAAUUCCCUUCUCAGUAUCACUUGUUCAAGACGUUCCUCUGCCCCGGCGCUCUGUCAUCUCACUCACGUAGAAAGUGCCCUUCAAAGGACCCUGUUCACUGCUGCACUUUUCAAUGAUUAAAACUUAUUUCUGUUCUA